This is a messenger RNA of Epinephelus moara (kelp grouper), 823 nucleotides long. It is a transcript of the gene scn4bb, whose product is annotated as sodium channel, voltage-gated, type IV, beta b. NCBI's taxonomy places the organism in Eukaryota, Metazoa, Chordata, Actinopteri, Perciformes, Serranidae. Gene Ontology annotation, cellular component: membrane; voltage-gated sodium channel complex. The record is from RefSeq and is a predicted model, not a curated record. The transcript has 5 exons. Bases 10 to 705 code for a protein of 231 amino acids. Gene Ontology annotation, molecular function: sodium channel regulator activity; transmembrane transporter binding. Gene Ontology annotation, biological process: cardiac muscle cell action potential involved in contraction; regulation of ventricular cardiac muscle cell membrane repolarization; regulation of sodium ion transmembrane transporter activity.
CUGGCUGCCAUGGAGGUCCAGUGGGUUGGGGUUGAACCCCUGAGGAUGGGCCCUCCACACACAGCCCUCGGCCUGAUCUUCUCUGUGCUGCUUGGUGUGUGGUCUGUUCAGGCCCUUGAGAUGUCUGUUGGGAAGAUUCCCUUCCUGCAGGCAGUGAAUGGCAGCACAGUCAUGUUGCCUUGCAUAUAUAUAAGCUGUAUCGGCAUCGAGGAUCUCUACUUCAGCUGGCAGUUCAAUGACAACGGCACCAUGCAGAAGGUGUGUGAUUCAGUGAUAGCGUCAGAGGAGGUGGAGCCACAUGUAGCUAUAUAUCGUGAACGGGUGGAGUUUGUGGGGAAGAACCAUAACAACAACAUCUCCAUCUUGCUGUGGAACAUCACCUUCGAGGACGGAGGCCAGUACACUUGUUUUGGACGGAACCCCAAAGAGAAGGGCAGGAACCACAGCGCCAUCUUCAACCUCAUCGUGGUGGACGAGUUGAGGGUGGUGGACAACACGCUGACCAUCAUCAUAGCCUCGUGUGUGGGUGGAGCCAUCGCAGCGUUAAUGGGCUUCAUGUUGCUCAAGAACUUCACUCUCUAUGUUAUGUCUAAAAUUGAGGAGAAAAAUAAGGAGUGCCUUGUAACUUCAUCAGGGAUCGACAACACAGAAAAUGGCCUCUCAGGAUCCAAAGCUGAUUCAAAGCCGACACCAAAAAAGAAAUGAGAAAGUGCAUGUAUACAAAACAAUAUUAGUACCCUUGUUUAUGUACCUUCUUUGCAUAUAUGAUGCACAUGUGUCUGCACACACGCAAAUUCAUUAUGUUCAAGUUGGGAAUCCUAAA